Bipolaris victoriae FI3 is the source of this 1701-nucleotide messenger RNA. RefSeq lists its product as hypothetical. The record is from RefSeq and is a predicted model, not a curated record. The transcript has a single exon. NCBI's taxonomy places the organism in Eukaryota, Fungi, Ascomycota, Dothideomycetes, Pleosporales, Pleosporaceae. Gene Ontology annotation, molecular function: phospholipid scramblase activity. The coding region runs from base 1 to 1701 and encodes 566 amino acids. Gene Ontology annotation, cellular component: plasma membrane. Gene Ontology annotation, biological process: plasma membrane phospholipid scrambling.
AUGCUACCAGCAGCGAGGUGGUCCACCCGACCAUCACGACACCUCCUUCGAUCGCUCAAUAGAACAAGCACACCAUCCGCCAUCAAAUCCCACAUUCUCGGACCAAACUGGUUAUAUCAGCGACUCACCUCAGCCUACUCAACCAGGACCCCAGAAAAUGAGGCACCAAAGGAUCCCUCAAAAGUUGACGCAGUCUCAAAUGCCCUCGCCACGACACCAGACUCUGAGAACAAUCUCAUCACGCCAGUCUACAUGCCAGAAGAUCCGCAUGCAGUCCUCAAGCAAAACCACCCUGCCAUGCGUCUCCUCGACAACUCCUCACUCAUCGUGCAACGCCAGCUCGAAAUGAUGAACGUACUUAUGGGAUUCGAGCAGGCGAACCGCUACGUAAUCAUGGAUCCACACGGCAACCACAUCGGAUACCUGGCGGAGCAGGAUCACGGCAUCGGCAACGCUGUCGCAAGGCAAAUGUUCAAAACCCACCGGAGCUUCACAACGCACGUCUUCGAUCGUGACGAGAAGGAGAUACUCCGAUUUCACCGGCCGUUCAGCUGGAUCAGUUCGAGGAUACGCGUGUACGAUGCUAUAGGACGCGACGGCGCUGCGGCGUAUACUAGCUCGAAUAGCCUACAAGGUACGAGUGCGCCGAGCAUUGUGAAUCAAACGAGCGCAAGUGUUUCGGGCUUAGCGUUGCAGGAUAUGAGGAUUAUAGGGGCUGCGGAGCAAGAAUGGGCACCGCUGAGGAGGAAGUAUAAUUUGUUUGUGGCAAGGAGUCUAGAUGAGGAUCCGGCUGCACAUGGGACACCGCAGCUAAUAUCUGGCGACCUGCCCAUCUCGAAUUCAAAAGAAAUCGCAGUGGUGGAGAAUGACACGCGAGAAGUCGGCAUGCUCCAGUUUGCACGGGUCGAUGAACCGUUUCUAUCUUGGGACUUUAGUUUGAUGACCGAGGAUGGCCGAUUGGCAGGCUCCGUCAAUCGUAACUUUGGUGGCUUCGCUCGGGAAAUCUUCACGGAUACUGGAGUGUACGCAUUGAGAAUGGAUGCUGCUGGGCUGGCAAACGAACCCGCACAUCUUAUCUCGAAAACGGGGGAACAAAGCAGGCCACCACUGGAUCAGCACCCAGGUAUGACACUCGAUCAACGAGCAGUCAUGCUUGCUACAGCAGUCAGCAUCGAUUUCGACUACUUCAGCCGGCAUAGCGGCUCAGGAGGCAUGUGGCCAAUGUGGAUGCCCUGGGUUGGCGGGGGUGGUGAAGCUGCUGGCGGUGCAGCUGCCGGGGGCGCUGCAGCAGGAGAAGCAGGCGCCGCUGGAGCUGGGGUCGUUGGGGCAGCUAGCGAAACUGGUAUCGCCAGUGAAGUCGGUGCUGUAGCCCGAGGUCUAGGUGUGGGAGAAGGCGCUGCGACUGGUGCUGCCACAAUGGCAGGCUAUGAGGCUAUGCAAAGAGGCAGAGAAGCUGCACAGCAACGAGGAGAUGAUGCUUCACCACAGGCUACUGAUCCAUAUCAACCAGACCCAAAUCAACAGUCUGGUACAAGCCAAGUUGGCGAAGAUGUAUGGGGUGAAACUCAAGAUCCUGGGUUUGGAUCUAGAGGCCAGGAUCAAGACUUCUGGGGUAGCCAGGGCGGUCAAAGUGGUGGUGAUGCUGGCGGGGGAGAUGGAGGGGGGUUUAGCUGGACCGACAUUUUUGGAGACGGAGAAUAG